Messenger RNA from Soboliphyme baturini, 354 nucleotides. The record is from the annotation of a GenBank genome assembly. Lineage: Eukaryota; Metazoa; Nematoda; Enoplea; Dioctophymatida; Soboliphymatidae.
AUGUUUAAGGGUUAUAAUUUGGUGACAGCACCAUUUCCAAAUUGUCAUGGUGAGGUUGAGCCGCAUUUCGAUUCUUGUCGCCUCGAAGUAAACAAGUGGGUGAAUUACUUGCGGACCAGGUCAGGCUUUCCGAUCGUAAAAUUUGAAGAGAUGCAGCAUACGGAAUCGCCAUCGAUCCAGGGCUUUUGGAACCCGUUCUUGAACACUCCUACAGCAUUUAAUGUGGCAGAAUUUCCCGAUGACGAAGCUGGUAUCUAUCAAGCGGACAAACUGUCUGCUACUGAAAUGGUACUGAAGAUGGCCGAAGACUGUCGGCAGCAGGACCUUAAAAACGUAGUUGUGACCGAAGGUUAA